AUGCCAUCAAACUCGACUCUUAAUCAUCGGAGCAGGCCCUCUACCAUUCUCUUCGCCUUUGGCGUCUUCGCGCAGGUCGCGUUGCUUGCCUGCAUCUUCUGGACUUACACUAGCUAUGGCAACCCCCGUGAGCCGACCGCCUUAGCGGAAACCACAACUAGGACAUCAUCAAGACCAAGCGGCUUCACUCUGCGCCACCUAUUGGAUCACGGCGCUGGACAACCUGGGCCACGAGCACGAAGAUUCGAUGUGACUCCAGAGCGUUUUGCCGUUGCUGGUAUCGACUCCCGCAUCGGGCCCUUCACUAUCAAGUCGGCACCAGUCAAGAUAGAAAGGCCCGCGUUACGUGGCUACGAUGCACAGAUCCCCAUGUCGCCCAUGUGGAUCGCCGAGGAUAUUCCGGGUCCGGAUGUCACGGACAAGAACACGGUUAUCAGUUUCGCAAACAUGUCCGAAGAUGCUUACAAAGUCGGCCCUGACGACGCAGGAUGGAUGGACGUCGAUGGGCAUUACAACUCGUCGGUCCCUUUUGGCUGGGAUGACAGUGGCAUCCGAGGCCAUGUGUUCAGCGACGACACUAACUCCACCAUCAUUCUGGCGGUAAAGGGAACGACGGUAGCCAUGUUCGAAGGCGACGGAACGUCCGUGCACGACAAAGAGAACGACAACCUGUACGGCUCUUGCUGUUGCGGCCAGGGCGGCACAUAUCUUUGGCGAAAAGUGUGUGACUGCCAGACUGGCACCUACAGCUGUGACGAGCAAUGCGUCAAGAACGAAUUACGAAAGCCGAACAGGUACUAUGCCGCGACUGUCGAGCUGUAUCAGGAGGUAGUCAAGAUCUAUCCGGAUGCGCACAUCAUGACGACAGGACACAGUCUGGGAGGCGUUCUCGCUUCUUUAAUCGGCUUGCAGCACGGUAUACCCGCGGUGACGUUUGAAGCAUACCCACAGGCCUUGGCAGCUAAGCGCUUGGGACUACCAGCUGCCGGUGACGUUGCUCCACUCAGGAAGAAUACAGGCGGCUUCCAUUUCGGGCACACCGCUGACCCCGUGUACAUGGGAACUUGCAACGGAGCGACGAGUUUCUGCUCUAUUGGCGGAUACGCCUUCGAGACCCUUUGCCAUACCGGAAAGAAAUGUGCAUACGACGUGGUCAAGGACUGGGGUUGGAGGCAGAACACACAGACACACAGCCUUAGAUACGCCAUUGACAAUGUGUACAUGAACACAAGUACAAGUACCUGUCAAACACCCGGAUGGUUCGGCUGCAAAGACAAGACGACAGCUACUGGUCCUAUUACGACUGCUACGACUACUACUACAUCAGCUGCACCGACAACUACUUGCACCUCGAAGGGCUGGUUUGGCAGGUGUUACGAUGACGUUCCAGCGACAACCACUCCAGCCAUGCAAGCUCAUGCCUACUGGCGGGCUGCGGCGACUGCGACACAGACGGCUGCUUAG
Messenger RNA from Alternaria triticimaculans, 1464 nucleotides. RefSeq lists its product as uncharacterized. Gene Ontology annotation, biological process: macroautophagy; multivesicular body membrane disassembly; piecemeal microautophagy of the nucleus. The transcript is spliced from 3 exons. NCBI's taxonomy places the organism in Eukaryota, Fungi, Ascomycota, Dothideomycetes, Pleosporales, Pleosporaceae. Gene Ontology annotation, molecular function: glycerophospholipase activity. The coding region runs from base 1 to 1464 and encodes 487 amino acids. The record is from RefSeq and is a predicted model, not a curated record.